CUAUCGUACUUACUCCCUUUCUGUCAGCGUUGUGGGACUGAAGUACUUUACGAGACGCUCCGAUCUCUUUCUGGUAGUUAUGGAUUCUGAACAAAGAUGUGUUAAUCAGAUAUAAGUGAACACCAACAUCUAAAAAAUUGAACCCCGUCAGCAAAGUGUGAAACCCAAGCCAACGUAUUCCAUUUCUCUUAUAUGGAUUUUUUCUGCACAUGUGCAGACAAUUGUCCUCCACAGGGGCUUGGCAGGAUCCAGUUUCAGUCGCUUAUAGAAAAGCCCGCUACGCGCCUGACCGUAUUCCAAAACCCAGGAGUCAAAAUUCUCUCACAUAAAACUUAAACUUCUGUUAAUUCGACUUUCAACACAACCCGCGCAAGCAAAUCGACAUCCAAGAUGGAACCUGGCAUGGCAGAUCCGGGGUUCCCCACUAGCCCCACUGCAGCAAAUACAGCCACUGCUAGCAUGCCCGGUUUACCGGGCAUCCGUUUUGAUCCCAUCUACUUUCGUUCUAUUCCUGGAAUACUGAAGUGUGUUCAGAUGGUGUUGAACCUAGUGGGCUAUAUCUGCGUGAUGUGUUCCGUGCAAUCCGACGCCUACACGGCCGGUUGGUUCUCUUUCGUGUCCAUGACUGGCUUUUGGGUGACGGGAAUCCUGCUUGUGCUUUACCUGAUGCAUGUACUCGAGAAGUUCCACAUGGUUCCGUGGCUUUUUCAGGAAUUGGGGUACUGUGCUUUGUGGACAUUCUUCUACUUCACGGCCUCCACAGCCUGUGCUUCCUGGGGCGGUUACUACCCGGCCUGGGCCGCCGCCGCCUUUUUCGGAUACGCAGCCAUGAUCGCAUACGGAGUGGAUGCUUUCUUUAAGUUCAAGGGAUGGCGAAGCGGCGAAAUGGCCCAGGGCGAGAGGCAGAUGCGGGCGGGAGGCCCUGAAAUGCAGUCUCCAGAUGCUUACUAAGAUUUUACUUUAAUAGAUGCUUGUGUUCCAUCUUUGUUAGCUGAAUGAUGGUUGUUAAGAGACUGAAGACCAAUAAAAAGAUAUGUGAAAAAAUG
Messenger RNA from Penaeus monodon (black tiger shrimp), 1046 nucleotides. Its product is annotated as CKLF-like MARVEL transmembrane domain-containing protein 4. The coding region runs from base 391 to 951 and encodes 186 amino acids. The transcript has 4 exons. The record is from RefSeq and is a predicted model, not a curated record. Lineage: Eukaryota; Metazoa; Arthropoda; Malacostraca; Decapoda; Penaeidae. Gene Ontology annotation, cellular component: membrane.